GCUCCAUUACAUUAAAAAGUGUAUUGUCCCAUCUUCUUUCAUGCAAAACAUCAAGUCUAAGGCUAUACCAAGCCAAAAAUUCUGUAUAGACGUCGAAAAGGAAAUAUACAUCGUGAAGGUAUGGCAUUAUACUCAGUCUUGAUUAUACUAGUCCUGAUGCAACCAUCAGUUGAAAAUGUACCAUGAAGGAAGUGGACGGUUCAGAAUGUAAAAGGCAAGUCUUGAGUACAUUUUCUUCUUUAAUUUGAGUCAUAUUCUUCUGAGAAUAAAGGCUCUCGAGUAGUAAAUAAUUUUCUUUCGCAUUUUCUGAAACUCUGUUGGAGCAGAACAUUAAUUGAGAGGUGUUGUGUUUCGGAAAUGCUCUUGAAACCAUAUAUAUAGCCAUGGUGAAUGCAUACAUACAAGCCGUUUAACUUAGCCAACUCUAAUGAACUUUCCAACCAGAGUAAACGACAUCUAAAGCCUGAUUAGAUUCUCAAGCCCACGAUUGGCCCAACUUUAUUUAGGGUUAUAUUCUUUUAGUUUCUUUCCCUUAGCCGCAAGAAAUCAUAGGAAAUAAAGAUUAAAAAAAAAAAAAACAUUUCUCGUGAUUUGAAACAAUGACGACGAUGAUCUACAAUCUUCCAAGGGAUUUGAUAGAGGAUAUUAUUUCUAGGGUUCCCUUGAAAUUCAUGAAAGCAGUGAGAUUAACUUGCAAAAGUUGGAACGAUUUAUCCAAAAGUGAGAGCUUUUCGAAGAUGCACAUUGGUAAAUCAACAAGAAAAGGGGAGUCUAUGAUGAUCGCCAUGAUGCCUCAUAAUCUUUAUCUAAUGAGUGGGGUCGUCGACGAUGUUGAUCCAUCUAUAGAGCAUAAAGGUCAACUUAUUAGUUUCCUUCACAAUCAAGUUAGCAUAUCUCGAGUCUUUCACUAUGAGGGUUUAAUUUUAUGCAUCUUGAAAGACGUUACUAGGAUUGUGGUUUGGAAUCCCUAUUUAGGGCAAACAAGGUGGAUCAACCUCAGAUUUUCUCACCGUCCACAUAGAUGGGACUGGUUCAAUUAUGCUCUCGGAUACGAGGAUAAAGAAUCUCGUCGUGGCAUUAAAUUGUUGAGGUUCUUAGAUUAUUUUCACAAAGCACCCGAAAAACAAUUUUUUUGGUAUGAAAUCUACGAUUUUGACUCAGGGUUAUGGACAACUCUUGAUGUCAUUCCACACUGGGGUAUAUAUUGUUCAAGCCAUAGCGUUUCUCUCAAGGGAAACACUUACUGGUCUGCGACAGAAAGAAGCUCAGAAGGUCGAAAAAAUCACAUAAUUUGUUUUGAUUUUACAAGAGAGAGAUUUGGGCCGCUUCUGCCUCUGCCGUCUAGCUUUACGGAUCGUAAUUAUGUAUAUGCGUCUUUAUCUUCUCUUCUUUAAGAGAAGAUUGCAGCUUUAUUUCACCACCAUGAUAAAUAUGAUACUGAGUUUGAGAUAUGGAUUACAACUAAGAUUGAGGUCGAAAUGGUGACGUGGAGCAAGUUCUUGAGAAUGGAUACGGGACCUAAGAUAGGUUUUCCAGAUACUUUCUUCAUUGAUGAAGAGAAGAAAGUCUUCAUGGAUUGUGGUACACACUAUGACUCUGACGAUCAUUACAGAAGAUUUAUUGACAUAAUUGGAGAGGCUGGAUACCUAAGAAAAUUGGAUCCUGGAGUACCUGCAGACAAAAAUUGUAGGCCUGAUGUGUGCUCUUAUGUUCCAAGUUUGAGCCAAAUCAAAAAACCUGCACGAGGCAAAAGGAUAGAACAAAGCAGUUUAGAAAAGCGUCUAUUUGAUCAAAACAUGUUGAGACUUGCUGCAGUUGAAAAGAUAAUGGAGACGCAAUAUGGAUAUUGGUAGGAGGAGGUGCAAAAGGAGAAAACGAGAUGAUGCAGUAGAUGGAAGGCCUUGAAGCUUGCCGUGGAAGAUGACGUGUAUAAAAAGAUAGCUCUAACGAUGAUUCCAAAGUGUUCUUGAUUCCAAUCCCAGCAGCAACGAUGCUGGUGCAAAAGAGUUUUUGGGAAAUGAAGCCACUGAAAUUCAGAAUUCUGCUCUAAAAAGCAGAUUGGUAAGGAUAAGAGAGAUAUUGGAUUAGUCAACUUGCGAGUUGUUUCGGAUGCUUUCCAAGGAAAUAAGCUGGUCCAGAUUAAUUUUUCUUCAAAGUAGGUCCUUUUUGUUUCUCUGAGAUUUUAAUGAAACUGAGUUGGUAAUGCAAAAUGUUUACCAUUAGAAUUGUCAUUUUGUUCUUUGCUCUAAAUAGUCUAGUUGGAAUUUGUGUACUUUUGAAUCAACUGAUGCAAGUUGAUAUGAUGGAAUGGAGACAAAGUUAGAAUU
Molecule: messenger RNA, 2327 nt
Organism: Arabidopsis lyrata subsp. lyrata
Lineage: Eukaryota; Viridiplantae; Streptophyta; Magnoliopsida; Brassicales; Brassicaceae
Product: putative F-box protein At5g41500
Molecular function (GO): protein binding
Source: RefSeq, a predicted model, not a curated record